Messenger RNA from Talpa occidentalis (Iberian mole), 2350 nucleotides. RefSeq names its product RELB proto-oncogene, NF-kB subunit (gene RELB). The record is from RefSeq and is a predicted model, not a curated record. The coding region runs from base 1 to 1977 and encodes 658 amino acids. Gene Ontology annotation, biological process: response to cytokine; inflammatory response; regulation of transcription by RNA polymerase II. Gene Ontology annotation, molecular function: RNA polymerase II cis-regulatory region sequence-specific DNA binding; DNA-binding transcription factor activity, RNA polymerase II-specific. NCBI's taxonomy places the organism in Eukaryota, Metazoa, Chordata, Mammalia, Eulipotyphla, Talpidae. Gene Ontology annotation, cellular component: cytoplasm. The transcript is spliced from 13 exons.
AUGCUCGGGCAUUCUGUGUACACAGCAGGGACCAAGACAGCCCAAUCCUCCCCUCAUGGGGCUCAGAUCCCAGCAGAAACCCUCUACUACAUCUUCACUCACCCAACAAACCGUCCCCGGGCGCCGCGCGUCCUGCCCGGCCCGCGGCCCCAGCCCUCGCGCCGCUCCCCUGCCCCGCGGCCGUCCCCGGACCGUGCGGCCUCGCCGCGCCGCCCGCCGCGCGUGUGCUUCGGUCGCGGCUGGCCCGGGCCGCCCGCCCCUGGCCGGGCCAUGCCGAGUCGCCGCGUCGCCAGACCGUCCGCUGCGCCGGAGCCGGGAGCCCUGGGGUCCGCCGACCUCUCCUCGCUCUCGCUGGCCGCUUCCAGGACCACGGAUGAAUUGGAGAUCAUCGACGAAUACAUCAAGGAGAACGGCUUCGGCCUGGAGGAGGCGCCGUCGGGCCCGGCCGAGGGGCCGCCGCGCCUGGUGCCUCGCGGGGGCGCCCCGCCGCUGAGCGCGCUGAGCACCGUCACGCUGGGCCCCGCCGCGCCGCCGCCCCCCGCCCCGCCGCCGCCCUGGGGCUGCCCGCUGGGCCGCCUGGUGGCCCCGGCCCCGGGCCCCGGGCCGCGGCCGCACCUGGUCAUCACCGAGCAGCCCAAGCAGCGCGGCAUGCGCUUCCGCUACGAGUGCGAGGGCCGCUCGGCCGGCAGCAUCCUGGGCGAGAGCAGCACCGAGGCCAGCAAGACGCUGCCCGCCAUCGAGCUCCGGGAAUGUGGAGGGCUGCGGGAGGUGGAGGUGACCGCCUGUCUGGUGUGGAAGGACUGGCCCCACCGAGUGCAUCCCCACAGCCUUGUGGGGAAAGACUGCACCGACGGCGUCUGCAGGGUGCGGCUCCGGCCUCAUGUCAGCCCCCGGCACAGCUUUAACAACCUGGGCAUCCAGUGUGUGAGGAAGAAGGAAAUUGAGGCCGCCAUUGAGCGAAAGAUUCAACUGGGCAUUGACCCCUACAAUGCUGGGUCCCUGAAGAACCAUCAGGAGGUGGACAUGAAUGUGGUGAGGAUCUGCUUCCAGGCCUCAUACAGGGAUCAGCAGGGACAGAUGCGCCGAAUGGAUCCAGUAUUAUCUGAGCCCGUCUAUGACAAGAAGUCCACAAACACGUCAGAGCUGCGGAUUUGCCGAAUCAACAAGGAGAGUGGGCCGUGCACGGGGGGCGAGGAGCUCUACCUGCUGUGUGACAAGGUGCAGAAAGAGGACAUAUCGGUGGUAUUCAGCAGGGCCUCCUGGGAAGGCCGGGCUGACUUCUCGCAGGCUGAUGUGCACCGCCAGAUCGCCAUCGUUUUCAAGACACCUCCGUACGAGGACCUGGAGAUCAUCGAGCCAGUGACUGUGAAUGUCUACCUGCAGCGGCUCACUGAUGGGGUCUGCAGCGAGCCUCUGCCCUUCACGUACCUGCCCCGGGACCAUGAUAGCUAUGGUGUUGACAAGAAGCGGAAACGGGGGAUGCCUGAUGUCCUUGGGGAGCUGAACAGCUCUGACCCCCAUGGCAUCGAGAGCAAACGGCGGAGGAAAAAGCCGGCCUUCCUGGACCACUUCCUGCCCAGCCAUGGCUCAGGCCCAUUCCUGCCGCCAUCAGCCCUGCUGCCAGACACAGAGUUCUUCCCCGGCACCGUGUCCCUCCCCGGCCUGGAGCCCCCCGGCGGGCCGGAUCUCCUGGACGAUGGCUUUGCCUACGAUGCCACGGGCCCCACGCUCUUCAACAUGCUGGACAUGCUGACCCCGGCACCCCCCCUCGCCAGCGCUGUCAUGGGCAACGGAGGUGCCGGGGCCGCGGUCGGGGAGUCCCCCGGCCCCGAGCCACUAACGCUGGACUCUUACCAGACCCCGGGCCCCGGGGAUGGGGGCACUGCCAGCCUCGUGGGCAGUAACAUGUUCCCCAACCAGUACCGCGAGACGGGCUUUGGGGGCGGCCUCCUGUCCCCGGGGCCUGAGGCCACGUAGCCCUCGCGGAGAGGCCUGGGUGGGGGGCGCGGUGGACGGGGCGGGGGCACUCAGCCCGCACGGCCGCCACGCCCGCCGCCCGGAUCAGUCUUCCGACCUUUUCCUUCUGAAGUGGACAUCUUCAACGCUGGCCAGCAGCUCCGUCGCUUCGGUUUCCCCUUGAGCCUAUUUACAAAAGAGAAAACCGAGUCCGGAGAGAACCGAGGGCUUGGGGCGCCGCGUCGGCCCCCACGAGCGGGGCACCUCCUCCGGGCGGGCGCUGCGGAGGACACGCGGGAGGAGGGUGCAGGCCCCUCGCCCUCGCCCCCAGGCCUCAAGGUGGGGGGUGGGGGCUGGUGGGUUGUUCAGAGUCUUCCCAAUAAAGAUGAGUUUU